CAGGAGCCAGACUCAAAAAUCGUGUUGACCGGUGUUAUCCUUAAAUUCUAGAGAAGACAAAUCUAGUCAUGUUUGCUGGGUAGCAUGCGCCGAUGUGGAGUUGCGUAGUAGUAGGUUCUAUACUAAUAUGGCUUUAGACUUGACGAUGACGUUUUUCUAACUAAUAAUGAUUGAGGCAUCUACACCACGGUCCACAUUGAUAUUGUAUUUGCGACAGUGCCUCUGUUUGCUAUAAUUUUCUGGCUAAACCGAUUUUUUUUAAAUAUUCUGCGGAGUAAACCAAAUCAGAAAUCAUGUUAUAGGUUACUUUUUAUCACGAGAAUUAUUGCACAAAGGUUUUAAAAAAUGUUGUUUGCCUGACGUAAUAUUUAAAACCAUAGCCCGGGUGAAUCAUGGUAGAAAAUCUCACACAAAUACGUACUGUCUGACUUGAGAUACGAAUCCAAAACUUUGGAAAGUACCGGAAUAAUUUGUCAAUGGACUAAGUGCACCGACAAUGAAAAUAAUCUAUAAUUCCUUAAAGGCAUUUCAUAGCAAUACUACAUAUUCCAUUAUGGAGAGGCCGUUUGCCAAAAAUGAUAGGAAGGUCAAUUGCAAAAGAUCUUGCUCUUUACUGAGUACACGAAAGGUCCGCACGGCGUCGUAGCCGCGGACGUAGUGUUGGUUGAGAUGAUUCCCAGGCGAACUACUCACUGAGACCAGUUCCGAGCUGAGGGUGGGCUGGGCUGGCGGGACACGGAACGAUCGCAGGCGCGGCGUCGGCGCGGCGCCGGCCUGGCGAGCGGAGACGGCGCGCUGGAGCCGACGCGAGCCCGCGGUGAGGGCGGCGGGGCCACCGAACCGCGCACGCGCGACUCUAUCGAGCGCGCGGUGGCAGCAGCGGCCCGGGUCCGUUUUGUCAGUCCGCCCCCAGCCGCGCCAUGGAGCCGCAGGGCGCGGAGCCGCGCGCCGACGCGCCGCUCGCGCCACCCGCGCCGCCCCAUCGACCUCUCGUCAACCCCGACGAGUAUGGCGAAGUUGAUACCACCAGGUACCCGGCGCCGAAAGAUGCUACGCACAAGGUGCGCGGCCGCAGCGACCUGCUGGAGCUGAUGUGCGGCGCGGACGCGGUUGACCCCGAGCUCCUUACUGUGAAAACGUUCUAUUUUUUUUUCUACUCGGCGUUCGGCUCGCUGUUCCCGCUUAUGGGAGUUUACUUCAAGCAGAUGGGUAUGAACGCAGGCCAGUGCGGGCUGCUAAUCGGCACGCGGCCUUUCGUCGAGUUCCUGUCGGCGCCAUUCUGGGGUGGGCUCGCGGACCGAUGGCGCAAGGGCCGCACUCUGCUAUUGGCCUCGCUCGGUGCGUGGAUCGUGUUUACUCUGCCGCUGAGCUGGGUCCAGCCCAAACCGGUGUCCUGUGUGCACCCGCUCAACGAUUCUGCCUACAAUCUCACCGUUCCCAAAUACGAUGAGGACUGGAGCACACCCCCGCGCUCCUUCCACGGACUGAGCAUCCCGCGCGAAGGCUCACCGCUUCCCGUCAGCGAUGCGCUCAAUUACAACCCCAAGGCUAACGGCGACUGGGUCACACCGCUGCACUCUUACAUCGUGUACAGAACGCCUGAUAUUCAGAAGACAUUCUUUUUGCUCUUAUUGCUGGUCGUCAUCGGCGAAUUCUUCAGCGCUCCCGCGAUCACUCUCGCCGACUCGGCAGUCAUUACGCUGCUAGGAGAGGACGCCGACAGGUACGGACACCAACGCAUGUUCGGCUCACUGGGCUGGGGGCUGGCAAUGUUCUUCGUGGGUAUUGCGCUCGACCACAGCACCGCGUUCAGCUCGCACCCCUGCGGCGGCCCUCAACGCUUCGAGAAGAACUACACCAUCUGUUUCGCAACGUUCUCAGUGCUAAUGGGCGCAGCGCUAAUCACCGCAACUCAGAUACGUUUCAAAUACGAGUUCGUAAGCGAAGAGCCGGCAGCGCCGCCGCCGCCCGCUGAGCCCACGCACGAGGAAAAGUUGCAGCAACAGCUGGCGCAGCAGCUUCAGCUGCCAGGACUCGACACCAGCGCGCCCGCGCCGCGCCAGCCUGACCUCGAGCAUGCCAAGGUGUUCGCACAGACGACACGCGAAAUGCCCGAAUGGGUGACGGUACUGCGCCAGUUCCAGAACGUGAAAGCCGCUUCUUUUCUCUUUGUGGCUUGGUUUAUGGGCUUUGGCAUCGGGCUCAUUUUCACCUUCCUCUUCUGGCAUCUACAAGACAUCGGUGGGUCUCCAACAUUGUUCGGCGUCGCAUCGGUGAUUAAUCACAUUUCGGAAAUCUUCGCGUAUUUCUUCAGCUUUAAGCUGAUAACACAAAUGGGACACGUAAAGGUUCUGUGCCUGGGGCUGGCCGGUAAUGUUCUGCGAUUUCUGUACAUCGCAUGGCUGGGAGACCCGUGGUGGGUGCUGCCGUUUGAGUUCGUACAAGGCGUGACUCACGCCGCUGUAUGGGCCGCUUGCUGCUCCUACAUCGCACACGGCGCCCCGCCCGGACUGCGAUCCUCGGCGCAGGGAGUGUUGCAAGGUCUACAUCACGGCCUGGGUCGCGGCUGCGGCGCUGUGUUGGGCGGCAUUGCGGUGGCCAAGUGGGGCACGACUCGCACAUUCGCUGGUUACGGGCUGCUGUGCUCGGUGGUACUCGCCGCGUUCGCGUUCAUCAACUUCCGCGGCGGCGCAGAGGCGGGCGCCGGGCCUGGCUCCGAGGAAGAGGCGCGCGCCGUCGCCGAGGUGGGCGUGCUGGCUCCACACGGCGUGCCAUCCAACCCGCUGCCACGCGCACUCUCUUCCACACGGCUGGCGGACCUCGCACACCAUGACUCAUACGGCGCAACGCAAAAUUACAGCGGCGCAGAGAGCUUGAGCGUGCCGGGCCAGCCUGCCGCCGCGCGCCCCACCAACCCUUUCCUGGCGGAGCAGCAGGCGGCGCCCGCCUACAGAUAAGCGUGCGCCCCCUCCAGCCGUUUUGCCAGCCAGCAGCGUCGACCCGCCGUCCGCCGGUCGACACUGCGCACUACCGUCGACUCAAGCGUUGGAAAUGUAACAAACAACACGCGGCGUAAUUCGCCACUCACCACGCCCUCUGCGUGUUACUAUCAUUUGUUAUCGCGCCGCUUUUAUCUUAACGCGAUUUCUACGUACUACCGACAGAUCGUUUAUAAUGUCGCAUUAAAAAGCUAAAUAACAAAA
Manduca sexta (tobacco hornworm) is the source of this 3203-nucleotide messenger RNA. RefSeq names its product major facilitator superfamily domain-containing protein 6-A (gene jef). The coding region runs from base 921 to 2957 and encodes 678 amino acids. The transcript is spliced from 9 exons. NCBI's taxonomy places the organism in Eukaryota, Metazoa, Arthropoda, Insecta, Lepidoptera, Sphingidae. The record is from RefSeq and is a predicted model, not a curated record. Gene Ontology annotation, cellular component: membrane.